AUGAAAAUUCAACAGUUAUUUUAAACCAUAGAUAAAUCGUUGAAGUUUUGUUACUUACAGACCACAAAAUCUCGGUGUCUAAUUAUUGGAUAUCGAUCUAAUAUUUUAAAUAUGAUUAAAAUUGUUAGCGAUUUGCCGUUUUUGUUGCUAUAGCGACGUUGAGAGCCAACGACAUAAUUGACCACACAUUAAAAAUGUCAAAGCGGUGCGAAAACGAAUUGGAUAUCCAAGAGCUCCGCCCCAAGGCAAUUAUAGGAUUCGACGGAAACACCAUUAAUGGAUUCCUUGUGCACCCCAAUGGGAAACACGUCCUAUAUCCACUUGGAAACAAAAUUAGCGUUCAGGAAUGGACCACAAAGAAGCAAGCAUUUAUGGUCGGUCACACCAAUAACAUUUCCGCCGUUGCAGUGUCGCGCUCCGGAGAAUACGUCGCCAGCGGCCAGAUAAAUCAUAUCGGUUUCAAAGCCCGGGUGAUUAUUUGGAGUUUUAACAAAUUGAAAGCCCUCAAUCAACACGAACAUCACAAAGUUAGAGUUGAAGCUCUAGCGUUUUCCAAAGACGAAUCCUAUUUAUUAUCUCUAGGGGGCAGAGAUUGCGGCUCAGUGGUUAUCUGGGACAUGACAACCGGUCACGUGGUGUGCGGGGCGCAAGCUACACGAGGCGUUCAAGGAGACGCGGCCGUUUUGUUGCCCAUGAUGCGUCGGGGUGCCUGUUUCGUUACCGCCGGCGACUGCCACUUGGCCGUUUGGAAAAUCGACCAGAACGCAAAGACCAUAGCGCCGAUCGACGUCGCCAUGGCCAAACUGAAACGAAAUAUUCUGUGCAUGGACGCGGAUGAACGCGACGAGGUACUUUAUUGCGGUACGACCACGGGCGAUGUGCUCAAAGUACGCCUCAACUUCCACCACGACGCGGAAAUACUCGAACCGACCAAGACGCCGUGCGUUGUCGGCUGUUUUGCUAAAAUCACAAAGAAAAAGCUGCCGCGGGGUAGCGUCGACCUUUAUCAAUUGGGAGUGCGCUCGAUCCGGAGACUCUUCAGCGGACGUUUAAUAAUAGGAGGCGGUGACGGCACGCUCGAUCUCGUCGAGGAAACCGAGAGGAAAGGCGGCGCGGUUGAGAACGACAUAAGGUUGCCUUCAGUUCCCGCUCUGCGGGUAUUAAAAUCCGCUCAUGUGAAUAACGCAGUCACGUCAAUUCAGCUCAGGGGCGAAGAUCACAUUUUGGUCGGCACUGCGGUGUCGGAAAUUUACUCAGUCGACUUAAACACGUUUAGCGCAGAACUGAUCGUCACGUGCCACACUUCGGCCAUAUUCGACGUAACUUUUCCCCGCGAUUUCUCGGAAGUAUUCGCGACCGCGAGCCGAGACAGUGUGCGAGUAUGGUCCAUGGCAACCAUGCAAGAGCUGCUGCGCAUUUGCGUGCCCAAUUUCACGUGCUCGAGCUUGGUAUUCGCGAGCGAUGGCAAAUCCAUUCUCACGGCUUGGAACGACGGUGUUAUCAGGUCGUUUACACCGCUCACAGGCCGUUUGAUUUACGCGUUGCUAAAUGCACACAACAAGGGCGUCUCCGCUUUGGCGGUAACGUCGCACAGUAAGACAUUGGUAAGCGGUGGAUGUGAGGGGCAGGUCCGUCUUUGGGAUAUUUCGCCGCAUCGCCAACAACUGGUUUGCACGUUAAAGGAACACAAGGGUCCGAUUUCGGCUGUGCACAUCAACAAAUUUGACACGGAGGCGGCCAGCGCCAGUACGGACGGUACGUGUAUUAUCUGGGACUUGGAAAGGCAAUGUCGCAGACAGAUAUUAUUUGCCAAUACGCUGUUCAUGUGUGUCAGAUAUUACCCAACCGGAGUGCAAAUUUUGACUGGCGGCUCCGAUCGCAAAAUAGCCUACUGGGAAGUGCUCGACGGUUGCCUGGUCAGGGAACUGGAGGGUUCAUUGACAGACACAAUCAACAGUUUGGACAUAUCGCCCGACGGCGUGUGUUUCGCCACGGGGGGAAACGACCAAAUGAUUAAACUAUGGCGUUACCAAGAAGGCGUGACCACGCAUAUGGGGGCGGGACACGCGGCGGCUGUAACGGCUGUACGAUUCAGCGCGGACGGGAGGCACAUGGUCAGCGCGUGCGCGUCCGGCGCGAUAUUCGUCUGGGACCGGCCAUUGGAAACGGACAGUGGCGUGGGAAAGAACGAAGAAAGGGUGUCUGAUGGCAAAGUAAUGGUGACCGAUGACGGGGUAACGAACGAAGAGGAUAUAAAGGAUUUACCAACGUCCAGGUCGUCAGCGAGGGAGCUGCGGGGAGAAGAAAUUCGGUCGAAUAUCGUUUGUCACUGUCCUGGAAAUGAUGGAGAUACUAGCAGGUACGGCAACAGCGCGCCCAGCGGCGGAUCAUCCCCCAAAUCUGCACGUUCCGUAAAUAAAUGUAAAUGACGUCGAAGGUAUAUUUUUUAAAUAAAAUCGCUUAAAUUGAUGGAUUUCAUUUCCUUUACUCGUUUUGUAUUUGAGUUUCCAAAACUAGCCUAUACCAUACUACGAGAAGCCUCUUGAGACAAUAUAUAGAAAUCCAAACUAUAUGUACAUGAGUCGCAUCCAAGACCUCCAACUCUUCGGUCGACAAAAAUAUUGAGGCUUACGGAGAGUGAGACGAUUUAUCGAAAAAAAUAUAUUUUCACUAAAUAAAAAACGCACCUACAUUUUUGUCACUAUUUUUCGGAAAUUUGGUGAUAAAACUUGUUCCGCGUUCGGGGAUUAAACCUAUACCGAUAAAAUCCGACCCUCAAAUGACAUUAUUUUUAUCGCUGAUUUAAUAAAAUUACUGUCGACGAGCGUUAUUGCACUUAUUCAAUAUUUGAUAAAGCUCGUAAAAACAAUUUGCGAGAUAUAUCUGUUUGUCCGUGAUGUUUGCGCCGGUACUUCAAUUAUUUAAUUAAUUACACAUUUAGACAUAGGUAUAAAUUGUGCGCAUGUACUCGUAUAUGAAUGUCGCCGACCUCCUCGUUCAACAACAAAAGAACAUUUAAAAGACUACCCUUUCAUCGUCUAUAUGGAAUC
Messenger RNA from Cylas formicarius (sweet potato weevil), 3050 nucleotides. RefSeq names its product cilia- and flagella-associated protein 52. Gene Ontology annotation, molecular function: protein binding. The record is from RefSeq and is a predicted model, not a curated record. Gene Ontology annotation, biological process: cilium assembly. NCBI's taxonomy places the organism in Eukaryota, Metazoa, Arthropoda, Insecta, Coleoptera, Brentidae. The coding region runs from base 195 to 2429 and encodes 744 amino acids. The transcript is spliced from 13 exons.